AUGCCCGGUCAUGCCAGUGCACCACAGGAGGCUCUUCGGGCAGACGAGGUCCGCCAGGGCGAACAUGGUGUGACAAUGCCACUCUCUCAUCCUACAACACCCCUACCUGAGGGAGGAGAGAGGAAUGUGGCCCCAGCAGCCGUGGCCGCUAUGCAGCAACCACAGCCACAGGAUAUCCCUGAGCCACAACGAGAUAUGUCGCCACCAGUGGACGCUGUGGCGCCAGCUCCUGUCCCAAAUGGGGGCAACACUUCCCCUACAACUGGAGAACUCCCUGUCCUACCCUCUGUGGAGGAACAGCCAGUUCCGGUCUCAAGGGCACAGUUCCAGAAGGAACAACAAUCGGAUCCAACCUUGCAGGCAGCGUGGUCCCUGGCGAGGGGUGAGUCACACACCACUUCUCCAAAUGACCGCAGCAAGUUCGUGGUGGUAGGUGGCCUGCUCUACCGGGAAUUUUGGCCCAAGGACUUUAGGGAAGGCUGGUCACCUCUGAGGCAAUUACUGGUCCCAGCUGCAUACAGGGCCAAACUUCUCAGCCUGGCACACGACCAUCCUAGUGGACAUUCAGGAAUCACACGAACAAAGGACAGACUUAAGAAGGCUUUCUUCUGGGACGGGAUGAACAAGGAUGUGGCCAUCUUUGUCCGAUCCUGUCUGGUCUGCCAACAAGUGGGAAAUUCCAAAGAUCAGACAAAGGCGCCUCUACAACCACUUCCCAUUAUAGAGGUACCUUUUCAGAGAGUGGCAGUGGACAUUUUGGGGCCCCUUCCCCGAAAGACUGCCAGAGGAAAGCAGUAUAUCCUCACAUUGGUGGACUUUUGCACACGGUGGCCAGAAGCCGUGCCACUGGGUGCCAUCUCAGCCAAGGCCGUGGCUCAAGCAUUGACGGACAUCUUUGCUAGAGUAGGGUGGCCUUUGGAGAUCCUGACGGACGCAGGGACUAACUUUAUGUCCAAGGCCGUGAACCGUCUCUGGGAAUCACAUGGGGUGAAGCACCUCACUUCGGUCCCAUAUCAUCAUCAAACCAAUGGCCUGGUAGAACGUUUUCAUUCUACCUUGGGGACAAUGAUACGAAAGUUUGUGGAGGAACACUCUAAUGAUUGGGACUUGGCUCUGCAACAGUUCCUCUUUGCCUAUAGAUCUGUCCCACAUCCCAGUUUGGGCUUCUCACCUUUUGAGCUGGUCUAUGGUCACGAGGUGAAAGGGCCACUGCAGUUAGUGCGCAGACAAUGGGAAGGUGACCAACCUUCACAGCAAACAAAUGUUGUGGAUUUUGUCACUAAGCUGCAAAACACGCUCAGGUCAGCGUGGCAAGAAGCUCACGACAAUCUCCGACAGGCACAACAAGACCAAAAGGCUUGGUAUGACCAGUUUGCCAGGGAGCGAUGCUUCCAGCCUGGAGACCACGUUAUGGUCUUGAAAGCAUCCCGGACUAAUAAACUUGAGACGUCCUGGAUAGGCCCAGCCACAGUGCUUGAGCGAAUGGGCCCUGUGAACUACCUUAUACAGCUCCCUGACACCGGUCUCAAGCCAAAGGUCUAUCAUGUCAAUUCCCUUAAACCCUUUCACGAAAGGCCGCAGUAUCUUCUUGCCCUCGAGGAUCCAGAGGCAGAGGACGAAGAGUGGCCUGAAGGGGCGUUCUACGAUAAGAGGGAAGGAGGCAAUCUGGAGGACAUUCAAAUUCCCACAAGGCUCGACUCAAAUCAACGCACAGAGUUUUCACAUCUAACAUCCAGGUUUGCUUCCCUAUUUUCUCCAAUACCUGGCUUGACCAUGGAUCCUCAACAUGUAGUAGCAGCGGAUGACAACCGACCUUCGGCCGAACAGCCUCGACGGGUGUCGCCGGUGGCAAAACAAGCCAUUGAAAAGGAGAUCAACGAAAUGCUCGAGAUGGGGAUCAUCCGACCCUCCCGCAGCACUUGGGCAUCACCUGUUGUAUUGGUGCCUAAGAAAGGAGGUAAAGAGAUCCGGUUCUGUGUGGACUACAGGAGACUCAACUCUGUGACACGUCCUGAGCAGUACCCUAUGCCUAGGGUGGACGAACUCCUGGAAAAGCUGGGACGUGCCAAGUAUCUGUCCUCUAUAGACUUGACCAAAGGCUACUGGCAGGUUGCUCUAGCUGAAGAAUCCAAACACCGCACUGCGUUCAUCACCCAUAUGGGCUUGUUUGAGUUCAACGUGCUUCCAUUUGGACUUCGCAACGCUCCAGCAACUUUCCAAAGGCUAGUCGACUCCCUGUUAAGGGGCUGUGGAGACUUUGCGGUAGCCUACCUAGAUGACAUUGCGAUCUUCUCUGACUCCUGGGAAGACCAUCUGAAACAUUUAGAGACUGUCUUUCAGCGCAUUCAGGAGGCUGGCCUUACAAUCAAGGCCAAGAAGUGCCAGUUUGUGCUGGAGAGGGUGACCUACCUUGGUCAUGAGGUAGGCCAAGGGACUAUCACGCCUUUGCAAGCAAAGGUCGAGGUGAUUCAGGACUGGCCAAGACCAAAGUCCCGAAAACAAGUCCAAUCCUUCCUUGGCUUGUCGGGUUAUUACAGGAGGUUUGUACCACACUACAGUCAGAUAGCAGCUCCUCUGACAGACCUCACGGGUUCAAAGAAACCCAAAAUAGUGAAAUGGACCGAAGGGUGCCAGGAGGCUUUCGACACCCUGAAGAGAGCUCUGACAUCUGAUCCAGUCUUGAUGGCACCAGACUUUGAUAAACCCUUUACUAUAGCCACUGAUGCUUCCGACAGAGGCAUUGGAGCUGUCCUGAUGCAAGAGGGCCCAGAUGGCUUCCUACACCCUGUGCUGUUCCUCAGCAAGAAGCUGUCUGCCAGAGAAUCCAACUGGUCCAUACCAGAGAAGGAGUGCUACGCCAUUGUCUAUGCCCUAGACAAGCUAAAGCCUUACGUAUGGGGCCGCCAAUUCACUCUCCAGACCGAUCAUGCAGCAUUACGAUGGCUUCACUCAGUGCAGGGAGCAAAUAAGAAGCUGCUCCGCUGGAGUGUAUCCCUACAAGACUUUGACUUUGAAAUUCAACAUGUGGCUGGAGCCUCUAAUGUGGUGGCUGACUGUCUCUCCCGCAGAGGGCUAGUGGGCCACUGAGGCCAAUGAGGCCGCACAUCUUUGAACUACCUGAACUUCCUAUAUUGUUGAACUACCUCUCAUUUGAGUUGUUCUACUGUGCAUUAUGUGUUUGUUUACAUUUCUUUCACAGGUACCAAGAUGACAUCCUUGCCAGGGUGGCUCUGAUCCAGUGUUCCAGGCCAAGUGGACCUUGGGGGGCGUGUCACAUGUCUGCUUAUGUGCUUUCUCUUUGGCAGGUUGAAAUCUCAGCCAGUUUGGUCUCAACUUGCAGUUUCUUCCAAACCGUCCGAGAUUUGGGGGGCGUGUGAUGGCUGGGUCUCCAGCCAUCUGGGAACUUCUCCUGAACACAAAGGGUUAAUCUGGGAGGAGGUGCAUGCUAAUGAGAGAUGACAUCACAUGCUAAUGAGCUGUGACAUCAUAGCUGAUGU
Messenger RNA from Sceloporus undulatus (fence lizard), 3497 nucleotides. RefSeq lists its product as uncharacterized. Gene Ontology annotation, biological process: DNA integration. Lineage: Eukaryota; Metazoa; Chordata; Lepidosauria; Squamata; Phrynosomatidae. The transcript is spliced from 4 exons. Gene Ontology annotation, molecular function: nucleic acid binding. Bases 1 to 3087 code for a protein of 1028 amino acids. The record is from RefSeq and is a predicted model, not a curated record.